AUGAUUUGCCUGGUUCUGCACUGUGGUUUCCUGCUUCAUGCCAUUGCAACAUCCAUCACCGUUUAUUAUACAACCUUACCUCUUGCCAGUUCACAGGGACAUUUCCCAAGUCUUGAAAAUGUGGGUGCUUUCAAGAACAUUUCCAUUGUGCCAACCCAAGCGACCUGUGGUUUGCCAGAAAGGAGUACUUUUUGUCAAAGUUCAGCUGUUGUUGAAAGUAUGAACUUCUGUAUUCCGCAAUUUUGUAUUCAGAAGUGUUUGUAUAGGUCAUCUCCUGCUUCCUAUGCUGCCAUUCUCUCAGAAGGCUUGGGGAAUGUUCUCCAGCAAGAUCAAAACGAUGUGCCUCCUGGAUCUUUCAGCAACACGAGUAUUCUUUUUCAUGCUGAAAAAGGUUGUUUUUCCACUCCUUGUCCUCGGAAGCUUGCUGUUUCGUUUACUUUAACUGUAUGGUUGAAACCUGAGAAAGAAGGUGUAAUGUGUAUGGUGGAGAAAACUGUUCAUGGGCAGACUGUGUUCAAGCUUACAAUUUCUGAGAAAGAGACAGUGUUUUAUUAUCGCACUAUAAAUGGGCUGCAGCUACCGAUAAAAGUAAUGACACUGGGGAGAAUUCUGGUGAAGAAAUGGAAUCAUCUUAGCGUGCAGGUGUUUUAUGUUAUAAUCCAGUUCUUCAGCCCUCAGCCUGAAGCAAUCCGAAUACAAAGAAAAAAGCAACCCUCCAUUGGUUGGGAAGACUGGCAAUACUUUGCGAGGGACUGUAGUGUCUUUGGAAUGGAGAAUAAUGGAUCGCUGACAAAUCCAGAUUCUGUAAACUGUGUACAGCUUCCUAGAGACAUUUUUGAAGUAUGGUCUGGAAAAUUUCCUCAACUUCGUAUUCAAUCAGAAUGUCGCUGUCCUGGAAGUCACCCAAGGGUACAUCCUUUGGUUCAGAGGUAUUGCAUUCCUAAUGGUGCAGAUGACACAACUAAUGACAGAGUGCUCAGACUAAACCCUGAAGCUCACCCUUUAAGCUAUGUCAAUGAUAAUGAUAUUGGAACUACAUGGAUUUCAUCUAUAUUUAGCACCACCGAGCAUCUACGUCAUGGAGUAACCAUCACCAUUGACUUAGAAAAUGGACAGUACCAGGUUCAUCACAACAGAAUUAGUUUCUUUAUAAAUGGUUUGGAAGAUGAUGAUACAGCCUUCGAUUCCAGAAUUCUCACAGGGCUAAUAGCAGAUCCCUCUGUUGAUGGUGAAUGGAGAAUUGGGCAAAAUUUAAAUGGUUCAGAGCAAUUUGUCGGGAGGAUGCAAGAUUUCAGAUUGUACCAAAUGGCCCUUACAAACAGCCAUCCUCCAUAUUCCCAUGGAAAUAUUACUUUCAGUGUUCUUACUCCAGAACCAAAUCAUCGGCCAGGAUAUAAAGAUUUCUACAAUACACCAUCACUUCAAGAGUUUGUCAAAGUCUCAACAAUUAAGAUUCAUCUAUUUGGCCAGUAUCACACCACUAUGCCCUGGGUUAAUUUUGGACAUAGAUACUAUGGAAUUGAUGAAAUUACAAUCAGUGGAAGAUGUAAUUGCUUUGGCCAUGCUGAUCAUUGUGACACAAGUCACAGUCCAUACAAAUGUCUCUGCUCUAAGGAAAGCUACACAGAAGGAAACAAGUGUGAUCGCUGUCAGCCACUGUACAAUGACAAGCCUUUCUAUCCAGGAGAUCAAGUUCAUGCUUAUAAUUGCAAACCUUGUCAAUGUUUUAACCAUGCUGUAAGCUGUCAUUACAACAGGACAAUAGAUUACUUUCCUAAUGAAUAUUAUAGAGGUGGUGGUGGAGUCUGUGAUAAUUGUCAACAUAACACUUCAGGAAGAAAUUGUGAGUUGUGUAAUGAUUUCUUCUAUCGGCAUAGAGAUGCGGAUCUGUCCACUUUGGAUGUUUGUAAACCCUGUGAAUGUUACUCAGCAGGAACCAAAAAUGGUAGUCACUUUUGCAAUAAGAGCUUUCAAUCAAGGAAGCAUGUAAUUGAAAAAGUUGUCCUAGAUGUCUUAUUCUUUCUUCCCUUUGUUCUUCCAUUUGAAGGUCUCAUAUGUGAUCAAUGCAAGUCUGGAUAUAAAGUCAUCCAGAAUAUUAAGCAAGAUGGGUGCGAGCCUUGCCUGUGUAACAUCCAUGGUUCCAUGAACGAUUUGUGUAAUCCUUCCACUGGACAGUGCACUUGUAAGGAAGGGGUUAAAGGAGUUCAUUGUGAUACCUGCAUUGAUGGCUUUUAUUGGAUAGAUGCUUUUGGCUGUAAACCUUGCAGUUGUCAGACAGCAGGAUCAGUUUCUGAUGUAUUGUGCGAUCCCAAAACAGGACAGUGUAUUUGCAAGCCUAACUUUGGUGGAAGACAAUGUGAUGAUUGCUUAAAUGGGUAUUAUAAAGAAUGGCAAAACAAUGCUUCGUUCUGUAUGCCAUGUAACUGUGAUAAGUCCGGCUCUGUAAAUGGCUCUUUAGUGUGUGACAAAUUGACAGGACAGUGUCCUUGCAAAUCUGGUGUCACAGCUCAUCAGUGCAAUCAGUGCAAACCUUAUAUGUAUAACCUUACUGCUCAAAAUAUUCUUGGUUGCAUGCCUUGUGACUGUGAUCCUCUAGGGACACUUCCAGGAACAGCAUGUGACCAAACCAGUGGACAAUGUAUUUGCCAGCCUCACCGCCAGGGAAGAAGGUGUGAAAAGUGUAAGCCAGGUUUUUAUAUUUCUGCACAUAGUGAGAGCUGCCUUCCUUGUUUGUGCCACCCAAGUGGCUCGGUCAGCAAUAUUUGUGACACUCUCACUGGCCUGUGUGUUUGCCAUGAUUCUUCUGUAUCUGGGAUGAAAUGUGAUCUCUGCAGUGACAACUAUUUUGGAUUCAACUCAGAAACUGGGAAAUGUCAGCAUUGUAAUUGUCAUCCUGCUGGAGCUAUUAAUUGGACUUGUCAUCCCAUUACUGGACAAUGUAUGUGUAAACAAUUUGCAGCUGGCUUAAAAUGUGACAACUGUGUUCCCAAUGCUAGCAAUUUGGAUGUCCACAACCUAUUUGGCUGCAGUAAAACUCCUUCCCAGCAGCCUCCUCCCGAAGGGCAGAUUGUAAAUUCUUCAGCUAUCAGACUCACUUGGAAUCCGCCCGAUUCUCCCAAUUCAAAUUGGCUUGCUUACAAACUGUACAGAAAUGGGACUCAGAUCUACACAACAGAGAACUACCAUCCUUACAGCCUCCAGGUCUUUGUUGAUAGCAAUUUACUUCCGUAUACCUUCUAUACGUAUUACCUUGAAGCAAGCAACAUCCACGGAUUUACAAGAAGUACUGAGUUGACCUACAGAACACAACCUGGGAUACCUCUAGGAAAUCUGUAUUUAAAUCCAGUCUUUCCUGUUGGACCUUAUUCUAUUUCUUUUAACUGGACAGCCUUAUCCAAUGACACUGGUCCAAUAGAGAAAUAUAUUUUGACAUGCAUUUCUUCAUUUGAACAUCAAUCUUGUGGCCAGCAUGAAAGCUUGGGGACCUCUAUAACUGUCUGGAAUUUAGUUCCAUUUAAAAAAUACAUCUUUUAUGUUCAAGCAUGUACUAAUGGAGGCUGUUUGCUAAGCAAACAACUAUCAAUAGUUACUGCGCAAGCACCUCCUGAGGAGCAGCUACCUCCAGUCAUACGAAAUAUCAACUCUACUGAAUUGGCUGUAGAAUGGGUCCCACCCAGGAAAACCAAUGGUGUAAUUAUUAAGUAUGAAUUAUAUAUGAAAGGAGGUGUACAAUCCAAUGAAAGUCAUGUUUCCCCUGAGAACUGUGUUUUCCAAAGCAAUGGAUGGUUCAAUCUUCAUCCAGUGGAAGAAUCUAUACAUGAGAAAGCUUUGACACCACCUGUAACUAGUACUGUUAUCACGGAUUUGGAGCCAUUCACAGACUAUGAGUUCCGUGUUUUAUCAGCCAAUAUGGCUGGCAGCACAUUUUCAAAUUGGACUUUGCAAAGAACAGCAGAGGCAGUUCUGCUAAUGGUGCUUGGCAAACCCUGGCCAACCAAUUACUUAUCGUUAAAUAUGCUAUACGCUCCCAGACUAGACAUCUUGAGUCUCUUUAUUUUGCAGCCUUUGUAUGUUGCUGAAGCCCAAGAGCAAUCCUAUGUAAUGACGGGACUGGAGCCAUACAGAACAUACUCUUUUACCAUUACUCUCUGCAAUCGAAUUGGAUGUGUCGAUAGUAAGCCAGGAAUGGGACAAACUUUAGCUGCUGCUCCAGUUCUGCUAAUAGCACCCGACACUGAAGGAAUAAACAGUUCUGUAAUAAAGAUAACUUGGUAUGAGCCUGAAGAACUUAAUGGACCUCCUCCAAUUUAUCAGCUGGAAAGAAUAGAUAUAUCUUUAGCAACAUCAGAUGUAAAUGUAAAAAAAGGCAUUCGUUUUCCAGGAAAUGGAUAUUACAAGUUUCCAAAUUCUAUUUUGCCUGCAGACACCUAUUUUACAGGUAUUAAAAUAAGCUUUAAAACGGCAGAAUUAGAUGGUCUACUUUUUCUCUCUAUGUCACCUGGUAAUCAAGAAGAAUACAUUGUCCUUCAGUUGAGAAGAGGCCGUCCUUACUUUCUCUUUGAUCCACAGGGUUCUGCUAUUGCUGUAACUCCAGAAAAUGAUGGUGGAAGGCAAUAUAAUGAUAACAACUGGCAUCAUAUAAGUGCAGUAAGAAAUCAAGCCUUGGGAACAAUAAUUAUAGAUGAGCAAUUCUCAGGUUCCUCAUCAGCUACAAGUGAUGGUACCAUUAUAGGAGAAAAUGCAGGCAUUUUUGUUGGAGGACUUCCACAAGACUUUAUAAUUGAAAGGAAAGACAUAGUCACAAAAGGAUUUGUGGGGUGUCUCCGCAAUAUCUUCUUGCAACAGAUGCACCAUCCCUAUGAAGUCUGGGAACCUUUAAAAUGGGAAAAAGCAGUGGAGCAAAGAAAUGUUUAUCACAAUUGGGAAGGUUGUCCUACUUGCCUUGAAGAUGGAGCACACUUUCUUGGGAAAGGUUUUCUAGAACUCCAUUCAAAUAUCUUUUUUGGUGGCAUGGAUUUUGAGAUCUCCUUUAUGUUUAAAACAGAUCAAUUCAGUGGAUUACUUCUGUUCAUUUACAACAAAGAUGGGCCUGAUUACAUUGCUGUAGAACUGAAAAGUGGAAGUCUGAUUUUCCUACUAAAUAAUGGCAUUGUCUCCACACAUGUGGAUCUCUGGUUAGGACUAUCUUACUGUGAUGGAAAGUGGAACAAGAUUAUUUUGUCAAAAAGAGGAUCGGUAGCUUCAGCAAAGAUGAAUGAAUGGACAGACCAUGUGAUGGAACCUGAUUUGGAACAGCUAUUUGUAAACUCUCCAGUCUACCUUGGAGGGACUCCAGUUGAGGUCCAGGAAGCAUUUAAAGAACUGGGCUUAGAAGAGGGUUUUGGAGGCUGCAUGAAGGAUGUUAAAUUUACACGAAGUGCUGUCGUUAACUUGGCAUCUGUGUCCAGCAGUGCUGUCAGAGUCAAUCUGGAUGGAUGCCUAUCAACUGACAGUGCUGUAAACUGCAGGGGAAAUGACUCCAUCUUAGUGUAUCAAGGAAAAGAGAAGCAUGUAUAUGAUAAUGGCCUGCAACCAUUUACAGAAUAUUUAUAUCGGGUAAUUGCUUCUAAUGAAGGAGGAUCUGUAUCUAGUGCCUGGAGCCGUAGCCGCACAAGAGAAUCAGUACCACAAAACGUGCUGACACUCUCAAGAAUUCACAGCAUAAAUGGUUACAGCAUUGAAGUUACAUGGGAUGAACCAGUUGGGGUCAAAGGUGUAAUUGAAAAGUACAUUUUGAAAGCUUCCACUGAAGAUGGUUCCAACAUAUCUGUUGUCAGUACAGAGAUUUCUAAUACUAGUUCAUGUACAGGUCUGCUGACAGGUUUGCGUCCCUUUGCAAACUAUGCUGUAACCCUAAUGGCUUGCACUUUGGCAGGCUGUACGGAGAGCUCACAUGCCUUGAACAUCUCCACUCCACAAGAAGCUCCAGGAAAUAUCCAGCCACCCACUUCUGUUUCAUUCCCCACAUCUUUAUGGUUGAGAUGGGCUCCUCCAGAAGAACCAAAUGGCAUAAUCACACAGUAUAUUUUAUAUAUGGAUGCUCAACAAAUUUAUACUGGAAAUGAAACCAGGUUUAUUGUCAAAGGGAUGAAAUUGUUUUCAACACUUCCUGUUUUGUUGGCCAGAAUCAAUACUGCUAAUUCAAAAUCAGACAAGGCUCCCACCCUGCAUCCAACUCCAAGAGACUAUACACCACCUAGAAAAGGAGUUGGUGGAAUCUGGUUUUCUAGUACAUUUGCAGUUAACAUUACCUGGCAGCCUAUUUUCGGUGCCAAAAUUUGGAUCACAAAGAACAAUCAUUGGAAUGAGAAUGUCUUUGAAGAUUUGCAAAGUGACUUUCUUUCUGCCUGCACUACAGGUGGAUGCACAAUCAGUGAAACUAUUUCAGUAAAAACAAUGAAAACUGGCCCAGAAGGGGUUCCAGCUCCUAAAGUCCAGUCUUUUUCCUCUGACUCUUUUAACAUUUCAUGGACUAAGCCAGAGUACAUGAAUGGAUUUAUUACUAGUUAUGGAUUGUACAUGAAUGGCAUUCUGGUGCAGAAUUCCUCAAAAGUGACCUAUUAUAUUUCUGGCCUUUCUCCUUGGAGUCUCCAUGCCUUCAGAGUUCAAGCAUGCACAUCAAAUGGCUGUGCUUUGGGCCCACUG
Molecule: messenger RNA, 6684 nt
Organism: Thamnophis sirtalis
Lineage: Eukaryota; Metazoa; Chordata; Lepidosauria; Squamata; Natricidae
Source: RefSeq, a predicted model, not a curated record